Messenger RNA from Vittaforma corneae ATCC 50505, 1962 nucleotides. RefSeq lists its product as uncharacterized. Gene Ontology annotation, biological process: intracellular protein transport; endoplasmic reticulum to Golgi vesicle-mediated transport; intra-Golgi vesicle-mediated transport. Gene Ontology annotation, molecular function: structural molecule activity. The coding region runs from base 1 to 1962 and encodes 653 amino acids. The record is from RefSeq and is a predicted model, not a curated record. Gene Ontology annotation, cellular component: cytoplasm; COPI vesicle coat. NCBI's taxonomy places the organism in Eukaryota, Fungi, Microsporidia, Nosematidae. The transcript has a single exon.
AUGAAGAAAGAGUCUGUCAGCCAAGUUCUGAUUGUUGGAUUUGAUGUGAUGCACAAGCUGGGCAUGGGCUUUGAAGAGUUUUUGGAAAUAGACUAUCCAAGGGAGAUUUUGGAGGUUUUGGUGGAAAAAAAUGAAGAUGGUGGUUUCUUAAAGCAUAUGGUCAAUUCUAAGUUCAAUACUGUUUCGUUCUACGCUUCGUGCAAGCUUCUUUCGAAAGGACAUGGACAGAAGCCUACUAUUGAUAAUGUUGUCAGAAUAUUAGAGUCUGCCACUGAUCUAAAACAAGAUUUUCUGCCAUAUCUUAAGUUUAUCGACACAAGCUCUUUCGAGCUUCUGAAUCUCAUUGAUGCAUAUGACUACGAAUUUUCCUCUCAGGUGAUUGACGUGGUUUUCAAAAAUGCUGACGCUUCUGAGUUUAUGAGAAUCGCUGAGUUUCUUCACCAAAAAUAUAUCGAAACGGGCAUGACCUCCGAUAAAAAAAAGGCAUUUAAAAUUCUGCUUCUUGAGAAAAUGGCUGUUUUUGCAUCCACACACUGUGUCUAUGUUGAUGAACUGGUUUCAAGCUGCCUAAAGAAUGCAUUGGAUGCUGAUCCCGAAAUAAUGUAUGCCAGUCUUAGUUUUUUGAAUACCUGUGUAUCCAAAGACAGGUUUAAGAAGCUGAUUCAUGACUUUCUACUCGAAAACUUUUCAAAGCUGAAGUAUGGAAAGAUCAUCAGAAGGGCCUUCGACAUUCUGUCGCUAGAUAUUUCAAAAGAGAACUAUGAAAGGCUUUUGGAUAGUCUGCUGAAUGAUCUGAAUUCGCUGAGAGCACAUAACGGCUCUAAUGCCAAGCAAUUGGAUUUGUGUGAAAUGUCCUCUGUCGCAGCAGUAUCAGACGCUGAAUCACUUGCAUUAUCUAAUCAGUCAGCUCUUGCUGGCCAGCAUGCAGUUCCAUUUUACCUGAGUAAACAGACCGAGGUGUUUGUAGGCGCCCAUAUUGCACUGUGUCUUGUUGGUUCGUACAGGGAUGAAUGGGGCCUAAGUAUUAAAACUGUCGGAACUCUUCUAAGAAUAAUUGAGGUUGGCGAUUUGCAAAAUAUUCUUGAUAUGUCUUCGAAGUCAACGAUUAUUGCAUGUGUAAGGUCAUUGAUUAAUGGCAAAAAGCAAAAGAGAAGCAUUUCUGAGCAAUCAGCUGACUAUGCAAAUGUUAAUGUACUGAAGCCUGUUGAAUUUUCGCUAUUGACAACACCGUUGGCAUUCAAAAAAUUUGGUUGGACCGAUCCGCUCACUUCUGACCAGUUUACAGUUCAACUGAGUGGGCUAGGGGAUCCGCUUUACAUCGAGGCCAACUGUGCUCACUGUAAAUAUGAGAUUUCCCUAGACCUACUAGUCGUCAAUCAAACGUCCUCAUAUCUUCAAAAUAUUUCUAUUGACUUCAAUUUUUCAAAGAACAUUCAAAUGAUCUCGGCUGUUCCUCCAUUCUCGUUGCAGCCAGAUAGUGCAACGACUAUUCAAGCACAGUUUUCAAUACACGAAAGCUUUUCAAGCUUUGUUACUGCCACUGUUACUUUCAAGUACCCAAGGAAAGAUGACUAUAGUGGAAGGCCAUAUGUUCAAAACUUAUCUGAGAUUUCUUUUGAUGUAAAUGAGCUUUUGGAAGGUGCCGAAGUUGAUUUUAAAGACCAAUGGAGAAAUCUUGAAUGGGAGAACAUCUAUUCGAUAUCAAUCAGGAAGAGUUGUGAUGGGCUGUUACAGAAGAUUUCCGAAAGAAUCAAUGGUCAUCUGUGUGGAAAGUUUGAAUAUCUUGAAUCUGUGGUUGGCAAUAUUGCAUGCUAUACCAUCCAAAAGUCGCUCGUUCUGGUAAAUGUGUGCAUAAGCUCAGGCUCGAGUUCGUUGGUUGAGAUACGUGUUAGAUCAAAAAGUGAAGAGCUGGUAAAAAGUAUUAGUGGGCUUUUAUCUCAGUUUUUAAAAUCCCAGCAAUAA